GAUUUCACUUCGUUCCGUCGCUGAAACUGGCCUGUCCCAGCUAGCUGCAGUGACCACGCUGUCGAUUGACACCGGCGACUUAGCAAUCAUCAAGGAAUAUGCAGAGACCGGGCUGAUUACCGACGCAACGACGAACCCCUUGUUCGUCAGCCAAGCUGGAUUGAGUGGAGAUCCGGUUUACGUUGCCUUCGUGGAAGAUGCGAUCGAGUACGCGUGCGGGAAAGUUGAAGGCGUGGAUGAAAGGGUUGCCCUCGCGAUGGACAAGCUGGCAGUAAAUCUGGGAGUGGCGAUUUCCAAGUUGGUGACUGGGUACAUAUCUACCGAGGUGGAUCCGAGAUUGAGUUUCGACAAGGAGGAGACGCUUCGCCGUGCUCGUCGCAUUAUUGCCUUGUACGAAGAAGCUGGUGUACCGCGUGAGCGAGUUCUCAUAAAGCUCGCGGCCACAUGGGAGGGCAUUGCAGCGAUGGCGGAGCUAGAGAAGGAGGGCAUCACCUGCAACAUGACGCUGGUGUUCGGGUUUGUGCAAGCUGUUGCAGCGGCGCAGUAUGGUGCAAGGCUUAUUUCACCUUUUCCUGGCCGUGUGUUGGACUGGCACAAGCGGAGUUCAGGCAAAGAGACGUGGAGCCCCCGGGAGGAUCCAGGCGUCGUUGUUGUCGAGAGGAUGUACUCUUAUUACAAGAAGUACGGCCACAACACGAUCUGCAUGCCUGCUAGUUGGAGGCCUUCCAGGGGCGCCGGCCACGAUCUGGACGAAAUUCAGGCACUGGCAGGAGUUGAUAGAAUGACGAUUCCACCGGGGUUUCUCAAGCAGCUUGCUGAGGACACUGGCGUGUUGGAGAGGAUGUUGGAGCCGGAAGGCUCAGCAGCCAGAUGCGAGGACGAGGAGCUCUGCGGUGGGCAGAUGUCGGAGGUUCAGUUCCGCCUGCUCUUCAACGAAGAUGCAUGUGCCACAGAGAAGACGGCCGAGGGCCUGAGAGCUUUCAUCUCCGACACCAACAAGCUUGAGGCCGCACUCCGGCAGAAGAUCCAAGCCCUGGCCUGA
This is a messenger RNA of Symbiodinium necroappetens, 1042 nucleotides long. NCBI's taxonomy places the organism in Eukaryota, Dinophyceae, Suessiales, Symbiodiniaceae. The record is from the annotation of a GenBank genome assembly.